Rubroshorea leprosula is the source of this 1384-nucleotide messenger RNA. Lineage: Eukaryota; Viridiplantae; Streptophyta; Magnoliopsida; Malvales; Dipterocarpaceae. The record is from the annotation of a GenBank genome assembly.
CUAGGCAACAACCAACUGCCAUCCCCAAAUCAAAUAAACCCUGUUUAGCUUCCAUCAGUUCCGAUCACAAUGCAGAAGAGUUCAUCUUCUUCAUAUUUGGGUCCGGGAGGUCUAGAUCUCACCCAAACCUUCUUCAAGCCCAUCCUAAACACCGCUCCGCCGUCCCCCACCAAGCGCCAUACCAAGAUCUCCGUCAUUGGCGUUGGGAAUGUCGGGAUGGCCAUAGCCCAGACCAUCCUCACCCAAGACUUGGCUGACGAGAUAGCCCUCGUCGACGCAAAAGCCGAUAAGCUACGGGGCGAAAUGCUCGAUCUCCAACACGCCGCCGCAUUCCUCCCCCGCACGAAAAUCAUCGCAUCCGUUGAUUACUCCGUGACGGUGGGUUCUGAUCUCUGUAUCAUCACUGCCGGUGCCCGUCAGCUCCCGGGCGAGUCUAGGCUCAACCUCUUGCAGAGGAAUGUGGCUCUGUUUACCAGCAUUGUACCACCCCUGGCGAAAUACUCUCCGGACACGAUUCUCAUGAUUGUCUCUAAUCCGGUAGAUAUUUUAACCUACGUGGCCUGGAAACUGUCCAGGUUUCCGUCGAAUCGGGUCAUCGGAUCAGGCACGAACUUGGACUCGUCAAGGUUUCGGUUCCUGAUCGCCGAUCACUUGGACGUUAACGCUCAAGAUGUGCAGGCUUAUAUUGUUGGUGAGCACGGUGACAGUUCAGUGGCCUUAUGGUCUAGCAUAAGCGUGGGUGGGGUGCCGGUAUUGAGCUUCCUGGAGAAGCAGCAAAUCAGCUACGAGAAGGAGACCUUAGAGAACAUUCACAAAGAUGUUGUUAAUGGUGCAUAUGAAGUGAUUAGUCUUAAGGGCUACACUUCUUGGGCAAUUGGGUACUCUGUUGCCAAUUUAGCAAGAUCCAUUCUCAGAGACCAGAGGAAAAUCCACCCUGUUUCAGUCCUCGCUAAGGGGUUCUACGGCAUUGAUGGAGGUGAUGUGUUCUUCAGUUUGCCUGCACAGCUUGGUAGGAGCGGAAUCUUGGGUGUCACCAACAUUCAUCUCACCGACGAGGAGGCACAGCGGCUUAAAGACUCUGCUAAGACCCUUAUUGAGAUGCAGAGCCAGUUGGGUCUCUAAUCAAGAAUAUUUUACUCUAUUGUUCUUCCUUGAUUCUAUGUGCUAUUACUAGUACUUUCUUCCUUAUUGGCAUAUUUAAAAGAACAAGUUACAUUUUGACUUGUAUUAGGAUAAGAAGAGAAUCCCAAUUCUCUUAAUUGGGUUUUGGUUUAAUUAAUCAUAUAUUUGGCUUUUGCUCAUUAAUUGUUAGCUAGUAUUAUUUAUAUUUUAAAGUUAAGAUCAUCAUUGUUCAAAAAAACAAUAAUAAAAUGCAUUUACUUUC